AUGGAGACGAUCCAGGCGGCGAGCCAUCCGAUCACCAAGGUGUUUAGUGAAAGAAUGACCUCUCUGCCCAACAGACCAACCGUUCCAGACGGCUGGUCUGUAACAUCCGAAGAUUCACUGACGCCAAGUUUGUCCUUCAAGUCCAACUCCAGCACUGAGAGCUACUUCGAAGGGUCUGGAAGAUCGCUGUCACGAUCAAAUCGACACAUUUGCGCCCCAAAUGCAGAGACCAACUACUUGGAGUACUUAGAUAUGAUGAAACUGGAAGUAGAUACACAUCUGGAUAAGCUCAAGGGGGAUGUAACAGGUCUGGAAAACUACGCUUUACCGGAUACUGGCUACAUAGUCAGCACACACCUGGGCAUGUCCCUUGAUGUGAUGCUAAUCGAGAUAGAUGAAAGGUUCAACGCACUGAAGCUGCUGCUGGCCGUCGUGUUCCGGCAAGCUAGGGACAUGCCUGGCCUGACCAACCCGUUGGUUACUGAUCUUCAGUGGGAGCAUGAGUUGCAACUGGAAAUCAUCGGCAUUACGGUCGCAGAAUGCAUUGCUGGCUUGCAGGAGGAGCUAGAGAGGAAGUUGUAUGAGCAAAUUUCUGUCACAAACAUCAUGAGUAAGAAUUGGCAGGAAGCAGUAUCUCAGUUUGCCGCGAUGCGUGAGGACCUGGGUGCUCUUUCUAAGCUGCUGUUGCCUUCAGUACCAGAAUCACACAUUUCUCACAGUAAGCAAGAAAGUUCAGGUAGCAAGAGCAAUAAGUGGAAGUAUUUAUUUGGAAAGAAAACAAAGGAGGAUCAUGCUUCACCCCGCACCGAGGAAAGGAAGAGUUUUAGGAAACAGAAAUCCAUGGUUAUCUCGGAAAAAUCUGACUUCCGCCAUUUGAAUGCUAUGACCAGGGAAGAAACAAUAAGCUACUUUAAGUCUGAAAUAAGCAAAUUGAAGAGGGCGCAUGAACUGGCCUUGCAAGAAAAGACAGAGGAGCUCUUCAAAUUGAAACGAGAGAAGGGGUCUCUUGCUCUUCAGAAUGAUGUGGAAUUUGAACCUUUAAGAAAGAAAAUCCCACAGAUCAUCGCUAGAAUGGACCAAAUCAUGUCCAAGAAUAUAAAGGCACCCGCACUUCACACGACUCAUGAUGAACUCGAUGAAGGCUGCAGACUGGCAAGCAAAAUUGAUUCCUUAUACUAUGAUAAUCAGCAUCUUAGAGGUUUGCUUGCAGAUAAUAUGAAGGAUGUUAAGGAAUUAUCAUCUCAGCUGUCUGAAGCCAGCAGAGACAUGUCUCUUCAGUUAUCUUCAGAAGAAGAGCUCUUGAGGCAAAUUGAGAAAAGCAGAGAAGAGCAGGAGGACCUCCGAAUCGAAGGUGAUGUGAGGGAUGGGCUAUACCGCACUGUUACAAGAAGUUUACUUGAUGAUUCUAUGGAUGACAUGCAUGAAGCUGCACUGAGCUUUGAUGCAAAACUGUCUUCACUUGAAGCUGUGAUCUCUGAGAAGGAGAAGGCCCUGUGUCUGUCGAAUGAAGAAAACCGGAAGUUGAAGGAGAAGCUAGCAGCGCUAGAGAAAGAGCGUUUGUUCCAAGAGCACCAGGAAGAUCCGGAAGUCAUCAAGCAAGAGAGUGCUGAAAUGAUUCUGCGUGACAUCGAGGUGGAGCCUAACAACACAUCACCAGGAAGAUCACAUGAGGCUCCCAAGCAAGAUGUGCAGUGUGAUGAACUUCUCAAACUGAACGGUUCAGUUAUGGAUUACGAUGGUGCUCUCACUAAGAACGGGCAAGAAAAGCAAUUGGAGUGCAUUUUGGUAUCUAUCAUGAAGUUGUCAAAGGAGUUUGUGGAGAUUGAGCAAAAAUUGUCAACGGAAAAAACUGAAAACAGAUCAGAGGAUUUGACUGAUCAUUGCAGUCACAUGGUCAAACAAGCCGUGGUUCUAACAAAAGUAGGCCUCUGGUACAAACAAAUGCUUGAAACAAGGCGCUCUGAGCUCCAAAAGGCUGAAGCCAAGGUUGUCAUUUUGGGCGACAAAGUUAAUACGCAUUUGAGCCUUCUCGAAAAGAUAUAUGUAACUCUUGAUCACUACUCUCCUACAUUGCAAAAAUACACAGGGUUGCUGGAUGCUUUCUUGAAGACAUGCAAGCUUGUUGCAGGUUUGAGAAGUCGACAUGAUGAAGACGAAAUAGCAUAG
Molecule: messenger RNA, 2166 nt
Organism: Triticum turgidum subsp. durum (durum wheat)
Lineage: Eukaryota; Viridiplantae; Streptophyta; Magnoliopsida; Poales; Poaceae
Source: the annotation of a GenBank genome assembly